This is a messenger RNA of Elgaria multicarinata webbii, 3265 nucleotides long. RefSeq names its product toll-like receptor 7. The transcript has 2 exons. The coding region runs from base 17 to 3214 and encodes 1065 amino acids. Gene Ontology annotation, molecular function: protein binding; pattern recognition receptor activity. Gene Ontology annotation, cellular component: plasma membrane. The record is from RefSeq and is a predicted model, not a curated record. Gene Ontology annotation, biological process: positive regulation of interleukin-6 production; toll-like receptor 7 signaling pathway; defense response to virus. NCBI's taxonomy places the organism in Eukaryota, Metazoa, Chordata, Lepidosauria, Squamata, Anguidae.
UCUACGUUCUAACACAAUGCCCUCCAAGGCCAAGACAUCCUUCUGCCUUCAAGGGACGCACAGAACGGCAAUUCAUCCUUGGCACGCAACAAGCAGAUUGCUUUUCUUCAUGAUCUCACUGUUUCCAAAGGCAAUUCCAGCCAUACACUUCCCUAAAACCUUGCCCUGUGAUGUGAAUGAUGCUUCAAAACCUUUUGUGACUGUGGAUUGUAGUGAAAGGCGCCUCAUAAAAUUUCCAAAUGAAAUUCCUAACAAAGUUACCAAUCUGACACUUUCCAUUAAUCACAUCCCAGAGAUUACCAAAAGUUACUUUGAAAACCUUACAAACCUUCUGGAGAUUGAUUUCAGGUGCAACUGUGUGCCUGUUAUGCUGGGACCUAAGGAUCAUGUCUGCACCAAGAGUCUACAAAUCCAAAAUCAAAGUUUUGCUGGACUCCACAAAUUGGAAUCGCUCUACUUAGAUGGCAAUCAGCUCUCUGCAAUCCCUCAGGGUCUACCUCAUACCUUACAUCUUCUGAGCCUUGAAGCAAAUGCCAUUUUUUCCAUCAAAAAAGAAAAUUUGUCAGAACUUGGGCACCUGCAAAGUCUCUUCCUAGGGCAGAACUGCUAUUACCGCAAUCCCUGCAACAUUUCGUAUGACAUUCAUGAAACAGCCUUUCAGGCCCUUACAACAUUGAAAGUGUUGUCCUUGAAAGCUAAUAACUUAUCAUCGGUCCCACAGAACCUGCCAUCCACUUUAACGGAACUGUACCUUUAUAAUAACAUGAUUCGCAAUAUCUGUGAGCAUGAUCUAAUCAAUCUUGAUAAUUUGGAAAUUCUUGACUUAAGUGGUAACUGCCCUCGCUGUCACAAUGCCCCAUAUCAUUGUACUGAAUGUCCCAAUAAGGCAAGUAUUUUAAUCCAUCCCAGAGCCUUUGAGUCCUUAAAGCAAUUAAAAACUUUGCGGCUGCACAGCACCUCUCUUCGUACAGUGAACAGUAGCUGGUUUAAAAAUACUAAGAAACUUGAAGUACUUGUUCUUUCACAAAAUUACUUGGCUACAGAAAUUGAGAGUGCCAAAUUUCUAACAUUUCUUCCUAACCUUGUGGACCUGGACUUGUCUUUCAAUUUUGCACUGGGAUCAUACCGUUCACAUUUGACUUUGCCAAAACCAUUUUCUAAACUUUCUAAUCUAAAAUACUUAAGAAUCAGGGGGUUUGUUUUCAAGGAACUAGAUCAACAUACUAUAGAUAAUUUGAUUCCUCUUAAAAAUCUGAGUGUGGUGGACUUUGGAACUAAUUUUAUAAGGAAUGCUGACAUUGCUAUGUUUAAAAAAUUCCAAGCUCUUAAAAUUGUAAACCUUUCCUUCAAUAAAAUCUCUCUUUUUUCAAAUGAAUCCAAUGAUCGGCUUUAUUCUGUCCCCAGACCUUUAGCAGACAGAUAUGAUAGCACUGUGCUGCAAGAUAUGCAGUAUUUCAGAUACGAUGAAUAUGGUAGAAGCUGCAAGUCUAAAGACAAAGAGUCUGCUUAUUCAUUGCCUUUUGCCAUUGAACCUUCUUGUAGCAAGUAUGGGGAAACAUUGGAUUUAAGCAGAAAUAAUAUGUUUUUUAUCAACCCCUCUGAUUUCCAGCAACUGACUUUCCUUAAGUGCCUUAACUUGUCCGGUAAUGCUAUGAGCCAAACUUUGAAUGGAACUGAAUUCCAGUAUCUGUCCGGCUUGAAAUACUUGGAUUUUUCUAACAACCGGAUUGAUUUGCUAUAUUCAACAGCCUUUCAAGAGCUGAAAGAACUGGAAAUUUUAAACUUUAGUGACAAUAGCUUUUUUUUCAAGGCAGAAGGCAUCACUCACAUGUUCGGAUUUACGAGAAAUUUGGUCAACUUGACAACGUUGUUAAUGAAUGGGAAUGAGAUUUCUAGAUCCACUGAUAAAGGAAUGGAAAGCUGUUCCCUCAAAACAUUAGAAUUUAGAAAGAAUCGCUUAGAUAUUUUAUGGAAGGAUGGGACUACUGAAUAUUUAUCAUUCUUCAAGAACCUGAGCAGCCUGGAGAAUUUGGACAUUUCUGAGAACUCUCUGAGUUUUUUACCUCCUUCUGUGUUUGAUGGACUGCCGAAAAAGCUCAAAGUGCUCAAGCUGGCCAAUAACCAGUUGAGGAGUUUUAAUUGGGGGAAACUUGAUGUGCUGAAGAAUCUACUAGUUUUGGAUCUUAGCAACAACCAGUUGAGUACAGUUCCCCGUAAGCUUUCCAACUGUUCUGGGAUCCUUCAGAAGUUGAUGCUACAAAACAACAGGAUCAAAAGGCUGACAAAAGAUUUCCUCCAACAUGCCUUCCAUCUGACAUAUUUAGAUCUUAGUUUUAAUAAGAUCAAAACGCUCAGUAAUUCUAGCUUCCCAAAAAACGAUAUUAAGAAUCUGACGAUGUUACUUUUACGCGGCAAUCCUUUCAAAUGUAAUUGUGAUCUUGUGUGGUUUGUCUCAUGGAUCAAGCAGACAAAUGUGACGAUUCCUUUCCUGGCAACAGAUGUGACUUGUGUGGGCCCAGGCUCAUGGAAAGGUAAAAGUGUGGUUUUCUUAGACUUGAAUACGUGCGAGCUGGACCUCUCCAACACCUUCUACUUAUUUUCAGUCUCAGUCAUAAUGUUUCUGAUGACAGUCCCAGUUAUAAGCUACCGAUACUUCUGGGAUGUGUGGUAUAUCUACCAUUUCUGCACUGCCAAUUUAAAAGGAUAUCAACGUGUAUUUUCAUCUGAUGUUGCGUAUGAUGCCUUUGUGGCUUACGAUAAGAAAGACCCAGCUGUAACUGAAUGGGUCCUGAAAGAAUUAGUUGAAAAACUAGAAGAUCAGAAAGAGAAACAAUUCAAUUUAUGCCUGGAAGAAAGGGACUGGCUACCGGGGCAACCAGUUCUGGCUAACCUUUCUGAGAGUAUACAAGGGAGCAGAAAAACUAUAUUUGUUCUAACAAACAGGUACAUUGUUAGUGGCAACUUCAAGAUAGCCUUUUACAUGGCACACCAACGCCUCAUGGAUGAAAAAGUUGAUGUAAUCAUCCUUAUAUUCCUUGAGAAGGUUUUGCAAAUGUCUAAGUAUCUCCGCCUCCGGAAGAGACUUUGUGGUAGAUCUGUCCUCAAUUGGCCAACCAAUCCUCAGUCUCAGAGUUAUUUCUGGCAUUGUCUGAGAAAUUCACUAGCAGCAAACCAUGACUUGAGCUAUAACAAGCUUUUCAAAGAAAUGGUAUAGCUUGGUCACGUUCUAGGAAAAGGCCUUGUAAGAUAAGCUGCGCUAAAGGAA